Molecule: messenger RNA, 2461 nt
Organism: Vitis vinifera (wine grape)
Lineage: Eukaryota; Viridiplantae; Streptophyta; Magnoliopsida; Vitales; Vitaceae
Product: phosphate transporter PHO1 homolog 3
Exons: 13
Coding region: 1-2394 (797 amino acids)
Biological process (GO): phosphate ion transport; cellular response to phosphate starvation
Cellular component (GO): cytoplasm; trans-Golgi network; Golgi apparatus
Molecular function (GO): inositol hexakisphosphate binding
Source: RefSeq, a predicted model, not a curated record
AUGAAGUUUGGGAAGGAGUUCACGUCACAAAUGGUUCCGGAAUGGCAAGAAGCAUAUAUGGAUUACAAUCUUCUCAAGGCCCUUCUAAAAGAAGUGGAGCGUUUCAAGCUAAGGAACAAGCCACCAGCCACACCCGCUCGGCUAAUGCGAAAGCUAACACUUUACAGAGCUUUCAGUGGCCUAACUCACUUUGCAAGGAACGGCCACCCCACGACCUCCUCUGAAUCUGAUGUUGAAAGCCAAGCUAUUCUCGUCAAUUCAGUAGAAGAAAAUGGCUCUGCAGGCUAUGAAACUACGUUUCUCAUGUUAGGAGAGGAGGGGGCAGAAUACGAGCUUGUGUACUUUAGAAGACUUGACGAUGAGUUCAAUAAAGUUAACAAGUUUUACAGGUCUAAGGUGGAAGAAGUGAUGACUGAGGCAGCAUCAUUGAAUAAGCAAAUGGACGCUUUAAUCGCUUUUCGGGUCAAGGUGGAGAAUCCGCAAGGUUUGUUUGAUAGAUCGGCAGAGAUGACUCGCCUUUCCAUGGAUGUUGCAACUUCAACGGCUGCUUUAUCGGCUACUACUCCAUCCGGGGCUAAAGCAAGCAGAAGAGAAGUUCACAUGGAUGCAAUAGAUCAAGAAGGUGGAUCAAUCAGCAACCAUGAGCAAUCAGAUGAACCAAGUGAAGGAGCGCCAGUGAAGGAAAAGAUCCAAACUACCAACCAUAGCAUUCUAAAAGAGAAGCCAAAUAGCAUUAGGGCCACUAGGCCAGCUCCAUUACAGAUACUUAAUCGGGUGAAAAUAAACAACACUGUGGAGACUCCUCGUUCCACCAUCAAAGGAUUCCUUAAUCCUCAGCCAACAGCUCUAAACUUCACAAGAGAGAAUCUGGAAAGGGUUGAGCGAAAACUUAAGCAGGCUUUCAUUGAAUUUUAUCAUAAGCUUCGCCUUCUAAAAAGUUACAGCUUCUUGAAUAUUUUGGCUUUUUCAAAGAUCAUGAAGAAAUACGAUAAGAUUACUUCUAGAGAUGCUUCAAAAUCUUACUUGAAAAUGGUGGACGAAUCCUACCUUGGCAGCUCUAAAAAGGUUAGCAAGCUAAUGGAGAGGGUGGAAGCUACCUUCGUCAAGCAUUUCUCCAACUCAAACCGUAGUAAAGGGAUGAACAUCUUGAGGCCCAAAGCAAUGAAAGAAAGGCAUAGAGUAACAUUUUCCCUAGGUUUCUUUGUUGGCUGCACAGCAGCUCUAAUAGUGUCCCUCAUUUUGAUCAUACGUGCCCGCCAUCUCCUUGAUCUUAAGGAAGAGGGAGCACAGUACAUGGAAAACAUGUUUCCUCUUUACAGCUUGUUUGGGUUCAUUGUUCUGCACAUGCUCAUGUACGCUGGGAAUAUAUACUUCUGGACGCGAUACCGUGUCAAUUAUUCAUUUAUACUGGGUUUCAAGCAAGGAACUCAAUUGGGCCACCGAGAAGUUCUCUUCCUUGGUUUUGGGCUUGCAGUGUUAGCACUAGCGAGUGUGCUGUCAAACCUGGACUUGGAGAUGGACCCAAAAACAAAAGAUUACGAAGCAGUCACUGAACUCAUUCCCCUGGGUUUACUUUUGCUUGUGAUUGCCAUAUUGCUCUUCCCGCUGAACAUCAUAUAUCGCUCCAGUAGAUUCUUCUUUCUCACAUGUUUGUUUCAUUGUUUUUGUGCACCUCUCUAUAAGGUCACACUCCCAGAUUUUCUCUUGGCAGAUCAGCUAACUAGCCAGGUGCAAGCAUUGAGAAGUCUGGAGUUCUACAUUUGCUACUAUGGUUGGGGAGACUACAAACAUAGACGGAACACCUGUAAAACAAAUGCUGUGUAUAAUACUUUCUACUUCAUUGUAGCUGUGGUUCCAUACUGGUCUCGCCUUCUUCAGUGCCUCAGACGCCUGUUUGAAGAGAAAGAUCCGAUACAAGGUUAUAAUGGGCUAAAAUAUUUCUCAACCAUAGUAGCCGUUAGUCUGAGGACAGCAUACAGUCUUAACAAGGGAAUGCGUUGGAGGAUCGUCGCCUGGGUUUCCUCAGCAAUUGCUGCAAUCGCUAGUACAUACUGGGACCUUGUUUUUGACUGGGGCUUACUCCAAAAGCAUGCUAAGAACCGCUGGUUGAGAGACAAACUCCUUGUCCCUCACAAGAGUGUAUAUUUUGGAGCUAUGGUUUUGAAUGUCUUGCUGAGAUUUGCCUGGUUGCAAACGGUGUUGGAUUUCCAGUUUUCUUUCAUACAUAGAGAAGGCUUAAUUGCAAUUGUAGCCAGCCUUGAGAUUAUCCGUCGUGGCAUAUGGAAUUUCUUCAGGUUGGAGAAUGAACAUUUAAAUAAUGUUGGCAAGUACCGGGCAUUCAAGUCGGUUCCACUACCUUUCAACUACGAUGAAGAUGAGGAGAGGGAUGGGUAGCUUUGCCUCCACAAGAAAAACUUGAUCAUAUGUGACCCUAUAAUUUAAGAAGCACAGGCAAUACUGU